Messenger RNA from Enhydra lutris kenyoni (northern sea otter), 1359 nucleotides. Its product is annotated as N-acetylglucosamine kinase. Bases 182 to 1216 code for a protein of 344 amino acids. Gene Ontology annotation, molecular function: N-acetylglucosamine kinase activity. The record is from RefSeq and is a predicted model, not a curated record. NCBI's taxonomy places the organism in Eukaryota, Metazoa, Chordata, Mammalia, Carnivora, Mustelidae. The transcript is spliced from 10 exons.
CUGGGGACAGCGCUCGCGCGGUCUGGGAGUGUCGUCUCGCUCCGCCCCGCGCACACGCUGUACCCAGUCAACCGCACGGCCCGGCCCGGCACGUGACGGGGGGCGGCGCCCAGCAAGCCGGGUGGUGGUGGGGCGGAGAGGAGCAAACUGCUGCGUCUUGGGCGGCGGCAGCAGCUCGGGCAUGGCGGCACUCUACGGCGGCGUGGAGGGGGGAGGCUCACGGUCCAAGGUCCUUUUACUGUCAGAGGAUGGGCAGAUUGUGGCAGAAGCAGAUGGACUCAGCACAAAUCACUGGCUAAUCGGGAUAGACAAGUGUGUGGAGAGGAUCAACGAGAUGGUGAACAGGGCCAAACUGGAAGCAGGGCUGGAUCCUCUGGUCCCUCUACGAAGCCUGGGCUUGUCCCUGAGCGGUGGGGAGCAGGAGGACGCACUGAGGGUCCUGACAGAGUUGCUGAAGAACCGAUUUCCCCACCUGAGCGACAGCUACUUAAUUACCACAGACGCUGCGGGCUCCAUCGCCACAGCGACAGAGGCUGGUGGGAUCGUGCUCAUCUCUGGGACAGGUUCCAACUGCAGGCUCAUCAACCCCGAUGGCUCGGAGAGUGGCUGUGGUGGCUGGGGCCACAUGAUGGGGGACGAGGGCUCAGCCUACUGGAUUGCACACCAAGCAAUGAAAAUAGUGUUUGACUCUAUCGACAACCUGGAGGCGGCUCCUCAUGACAUUGGCUUCAUGAAAUACAUCAUGUUUGACUAUUUCCAGGUGUCAGACCGGCUAGGAAUCCUCACCCACCUUUAUAGGGACUUUGAUAAAUGCCGAUUUGCUGGGUUUUGCCAGAAAAUUGCAGAAGGUGCUCGGGAGGGGGACGCCCUCUCCCGGUUUAUCUUCAGGAAGGCUGGGGAGAUGCUGGGCAGACACGUGGUGGCAGUGUUGCCUGAGAUCGACCCGGUCUUAUUCCAGGGGGAGAUGGGCCUCCCCAUCCUGUGUGUGGGCUCUGUGUGGAAGAGCUGGGAGCUGCUGAAGAAAGGUUUCCUUCUGGCGCUGACCCAGGGCCGAGAGACCCAGGCCCAGAACUCCUUCUCUAGCUUCACCCUACUGAAGCUGCGACAUUCCUCUGCCCUGGGUGGGGCCAGCCUCGGGGCCAGGCACAUCGGGCACCGCCUCCCCAUGGACUAUGCUUCCAACGCUGUUGCCUUCUACUUCCACACCUUCUCCUAGGGGGCUGGCCCUGGCUCCACCCCGCCGAGCCCUGUGGACAUUGGGUGCUGGAAAGGAGGCUUUUUUUUUUCUUUUUUUAAACAAACAAACAAACACACACAUAUAAAAGAAAAUAAAUGCACUUUAUCCACUCCUCUCAGUUA